UGGGUAACCAAAAAAAAAUAUGAUCGCAUGACUUGGUUGACUGAAAUGCAAAGACAAACGGGAGGUUGAGGAACAAGAGGAACAAGGAAAACAGUGAGUGUAUUCGAUAAAUCGCAUCGCAGAGAAGAAAGAAAGAAAGAAGGAAAAUGAACUUGGAAUCGGUGAAGAAGUACUUGGAGAAACCAGGAGGUGACACGUCAUCGCUUGUGGAUGAACUCCCUCCAAGAUUCUUGGAACCCUUAGUCCUCAAUGCACUUCGCGUCGAUCUCGUUGAACCAGGCCGAGUCCUCUGCUCCAUGAAAAUCCCUCCUCGUUUACUCAAUUCCGGCAACUCGUUGCACGGCGGCGCCACCGCCACCAUGGUGGAUGUGGUGGGUUCAGCUGCGAUUCCCACCCUAGGGCAUAUGUCUGGCAGGACUGGGGUUUCUGUGGAGAUCAAUGUUACAUACUUAGAUGCUGCAUAUGCUCAUGUUAGUAUCUAUCUAUCUAUCAUCAUUCAUUUCUAUUUAUCUUUACCUUUUCUUUUCUUUUCUUUUGUGUUCUUUUAGGGGGAAACAAAAUGAAAUUGGCCGCUAUCAAUUGUGAAAAUAUGUGGAAUCUUUUGACAAAUUCAAGUUGCUUGAUUUGAUCUUUGUAUAAAUUGUUUUGCGGCUGUGAUGUGUUUGGUAAUGGUUUGCUUUGUUUGAUGCCUCAAGAAGCUGUUGGAAUGGUCCCUUUGGCUUUCAUGAAUUGAUCAACCGUAUUGUUGGUUCAAGUGAUAUUGAGUCCUAUGAAAAAAAGGAGUAUAUAUAUAUAGGGAGAACUUUAUUCCCAAUAUGAUAUUGGCCUAGCUCAAACUAGAGUACCUAUCAUUUUUAAAAGAAAAAGGUUUGAAUUUAUUGUUAUUCACCUGAGCGCAGAUAGAUUGCAGUAUGAUAUGAUAUCUUUCGCUCUUUGUCCGUCUUGCUACCAUGAAUUUGGUCACUGCUACAAGCUCUAUUCAGUCUGAUAUCUGGUCAAGAAACAAAAAUUGGGAGACCCUCAAAGAUAAAACCUAUGAUUUUAUCUGUUGACACCCUCUUUAAACUAUUGCAAUUGCUUAUGAUUUUGUGAACUAUGCUCUUUUCUAAUUUUGGCAUGAAUUGAUUUAUUGUUCAGUAUGGAUGAGACUUUGUUUUUCGAUGAGUGGAAUGGAGGGAUCCGCUUCUUGGUUUAUGAUAUUGGAUGUUGUUGAUUUGAU
Molecule: messenger RNA, 1219 nt
Organism: Arachis ipaensis
Lineage: Eukaryota; Viridiplantae; Streptophyta; Magnoliopsida; Fabales; Fabaceae
Source: RefSeq, a predicted model, not a curated record